This is a messenger RNA of Labrus mixtus (cuckoo wrasse), 1566 nucleotides long. It is a transcript of the gene metap2a, whose product is annotated as methionyl aminopeptidase 2a. The transcript is spliced from 11 exons. The record is from RefSeq and is a predicted model, not a curated record. The coding region runs from base 31 to 1461 and encodes 476 amino acids. Gene Ontology annotation, molecular function: metalloaminopeptidase activity. Lineage: Eukaryota; Metazoa; Chordata; Actinopteri; Labriformes; Labridae. Gene Ontology annotation, biological process: proteolysis.
GCGCUUCCUUUUCCAGCAGCGCCUGCGAUCAUGGCGGACGUGGUUGCGGAGCAGGUUGCGGAGCAGAUACCAGUCCCGGACCGGGAGCUGAACGGGGAGGCGGAGGACAGAGAAGAGGCAGACCCCGUGGAGACAGAGACAGCGAAAAAGAAGAAGAAAAAGAAGAAGAAGAACAAGUCCGCAGCGGCAGGCACUGAGGCGGAGGCCGACGGAGUGACCGAAGUGGCCAAACAGCUGGAGAAACAGGCGAUAGAAGAGAAGGAGAAAGAGGAGGAUGGAGAGGAAGACGGAGACGAUGGAGAGAACUCUGCAGGGAAGAAGAAGAAGAAGAAAAAGAAGAAGAAAGGACCCAAAUCUCAAACCGAUCCCCCGUCUGUUCCCAUCUGUGAGUUAUACCCAAGUGGAGUGUUUCCCAUCGGACAAGAGUGUGAAUACCCCACCGUACAGGACGGCCGCAGCGCAGUGUGGCGUACGACAAUCGAGGAGAGGCGGGUGAUGGAUAAAGCCAACGAGGAGGUGUGGAGCGACUUCAGACAGGCAGCCGAGGCCCACAGACAAGUCCGCCAGCACGUCCGCGGCUUCAUGAAACCCGGCAUGACCAUGAUUGAAAUCUGCGAGCGGUUGGAGGACUGCUCUCGUAAGCUGAUCAAGGAGAACAAGCUGAACGCCGGCCUGGCCUUCCCCACCGGCUGCUCCCUCAACCACUGCGCUGCCCACUACACUCCCAACGCCGGAGACACCACCGUCCUGCAGUACGACGACGUCUGCAAGAUCGACUUCGGCACGCACAUCAACGGGCGAAUCAUUGACUGUGCCUUCACCGUCACAUUUAAUCCAAAGUACGACAAGCUGCUGGAGGCUGUGAGAGACGCCACCAAUACUGGAAUCAAAAACGCCGGCAUCGAUGUGCGUCUGUGUGAUGUCGGAGAAGCGAUUCAAGAAGUGAUGGAGUCCUAUGAGGUCGAGCUCGACGGCAAAACAUAUCAAGUGAAGCCGAUCCGAAACCUGAACGGUCAUUCAAUCGGUCAGUACAGAAUACACGCAGGAAAGACUGUGCCCAUCGUUAAAGGGGGAGAAGCAACGAGGAUGGAGGAGGGAGAGGUGUAUGCCAUCGAGACGUUCGGCAGCACAGGUAAAGGUGUGGUGCACGAUGACAUGGAGUGCUCUCACUACAUGAAGAACUUUGACAUCGGCCACGUCCCCAUCAGGCUUCCCAGAGCGAAACACCUCCUGAACGUCGUCAACGAGAACUUCGGCACGUUGGCGUUCUGCCGCCGCUGGCUGGACCGCCUGGGCGAGAGCAAGUACCUGAUGGCCCUGAAGAACCUGUGCGACUUGGGCAUCGUGGACCCCUACCCGCCCCUCUGCGACACCAAGGGCUGCUACACGGCUCAGUUCGAGCACACCAUCCUGCUCAGGCCCACCUGCAAGGAGGUGGUGAGCCGGGGAGACGACUACUGACAACCCCACAGCACCACAACGCCCCCCCCCCCCCUUCACCUCCACACAGCACCUCCAAGACCCUGUUAGCAACUCCUUCUUCUUCAGAGAAACAAAAAAAAAUAA